AUGGGAACAGACCAAAUUCAAAGUGACAAAAACAUUAAGCAUAAGUUUGUUAAACUACAAGCAGCUUGUGUAGCUCUCAAAGAUUCAAUCAAGACAAUAUACGAAAAUUCUCUGUCAAAUGAAGAACUUAAUAAGUUGGCUUCUGGAACUAAUGAAAUGGAGAAGAUGAUUGCAAGUUCUCCUGCUGUUUUAAUUUCAACAUCUCUCAAUGAUGCCAAAACAAAUCUUAAUAUAUAUGAUUUAUUUGAGUAUUACAAGUUCAACUCCGAUAUCUUUGAUAAACAGAGUUUUAUUACAGCACCAGAGAUAAUAGAAAGCGACUUACAAGAAUUGGUCUUUGCUCACAAGGAACUUAUUAUUUCGGAAAGAGUUAAAGAUAAUGAAAUUCUAGUCCAUGUAGGUGAUUAUUGGUUGAAUGCCCUACUAUCAGAUAUCCUUUACAAGAAAUUUCCAUUCUCUAACACAAGAUCAUUCCUUAAAAUCAAACAAGAAAUAUUAAACGAGAAUAACCUAUCUGUUUGGACAAGUCAAAUUCCAUUAUUCGGAAAAUUUGAGAAUGACAUUUUAGCCGAUCCAAAGAUCAAAGACCUAAGUGAAGAUGAAUUAUCGCAUAUCAAAAGUGAUUGUUUCAAAUCUUAUAUUGCAGCACUAGUAAUUGAAAAUAAUAACAUAAGUGUUAAUGAUAUUACUGUUUGGUUACGGACAGUAUUCCAACCUUUAAUUCAAAAGACCCAAUGCAAUCAUUUGAACGGACUAUACUCGGGUAAUGCCAAAGAACAACUAACUUACUUCAUGGAACACAACAAAUUUGGGUUGGAACUUCAUUUUGAAACCGAAGUUAAAACUUCUGAAUCCGUUUCUUGCCAUAUUUAUUUAAGUAAUACAUUAAUUGCAUCAGGAGAAGGUUCUGACGUCCAUGAUGCUGAACAAAGUGCUGCUUCAUCUAUUUUACACAAUAAUUCUAUUGUUUCAAAGUAUUCAAUUCAUCCGUUUAAUGAUGAGGAAGUCAGAAAUUUUAACACUGGUAUUAAAGAGGCAGUGACAACUCCUAGAAAAGUCGAACAUGUACCUUCCCUAGAAGUAUCCACUGCAGAAAAUAUGGAAUUAGAUGAAGAUUCAAAGAUAGAAGAGAAGGAAGUACCAGAUCCAUUAUUACAGAAUGAAGAGGAUGUGAGAGAAAAUAUUCAAGUAGAGGUAGAGAUAAAGAAAGAUAUGAAAGAAAAUAGCGACAAAGAAAAAGGUAAUACAUUAACUGAAAGAACCGGAGAAGAUAUGAGAGCCCUUCCUUUAAAUAACACUGCAAGCAAGACUGAUAAAGCUACUCUUUACAGAGAAAUUGGUAUGUUUAAUCACUACCCACAAUAUAUUACCACUCAACUGGGUUCAAAUGAUUUCUACUCCAGUUGUCAUAUUUUAAAUAAACCAAAUUCCUACUUGGGUGGAGGUCGUGGUACAAACAAAAAGAUUGCCGAACAAUGUGCAGCUUUUGAAGUUCUAUCUACUAGAUCUUAUAAAAAAUUCUUUAAAGCAGAACAUUCCGGUGAUGACGAUGACGAUUCUAUUCACUUACUGACUGACGACGAAGAAGAUACAAUCACUGAACCAAAUCUGAGCGAUCCAAAUUCAAUAGAAAACUCUAAAUACUUUCAAUCGUCAUAUUAUUUGGACCUUGUAUUACAUGAAACUUGUGACAAACUUGCAAUGACAAACCUGUACUCUGAAUUAGGCAAGUUUGGAUUCCAACCACAGUACGAGACGCAGACCAUAGAUGCUAACGAUUUCUAUUCGUUCUGUCUCGUGAAAAAUACACAUAUAAUUAUCGGCGAAGGACGUGGGACCUCAAAAAAGAUUUCCCAACAGAUUGCUGCAACAGCCGCACUUGAGGGAGAAGCUUUAAAGGAAUUCGUGAAUAGUUAA
Molecule: messenger RNA, 1917 nt
Organism: Maudiozyma barnettii
Lineage: Eukaryota; Fungi; Ascomycota; Saccharomycetes; Saccharomycetales; Saccharomycetaceae
Exons: 1
Coding region: 1-1917 (638 amino acids)
Biological process (GO): RNA processing
Molecular function (GO): ribonuclease III activity
Source: RefSeq, a predicted model, not a curated record